AAAUAAGGAGAUUUAUGGUAGACUUGAAAAAAUUCAUAAUCGAAAUAAAAUUGACAGUAAAAAAGACAAAAAUAAAAACAAAUUUCACAUGACUAUUAGAAAAAUUUUCUUUGAAAAUUCACAACCAGCGAAGCUAAUAGUAGCAAUAAAAAACUUAAACUCACGUCCCCGCUGUUUCUUUGAGUUAAGAUUCGAAGAAUCGAAAUUAUUAUUAGGAAGAAUAAUCAUAGAAGUAUACUCAGAUGUUGCUCCAAAAACAUGUGCUAACUUUUUAGCUUACUGUUUAGGAACAAAUAAUGGACUUUGUUAUAAAAAUACACCCUUUUAUAAAAUAAUUAAUGGAUAUUUGUGUCAAGGAGGGGAUGUUACUGAAUUGAACGGUACCGGCAGUACCUCAAUUUAUGGGACUGAGUUUGAAUGUGAAAAUUUUAAUUUGAAACACAAUGUCCCAGGAAUACUUUCAACUCUAUACAGCACCGACAAUACUGCUAAUUCAAAAUUUAACUUGACUUUUAAAAAAUUACAAGUUUUAGAUAAUAAGUGUGCGGUAUUUGGAAAAAUUAUCAGUGGUUUGUCAAACAUUUAUAAAAUAGAUGCGUGUGGUACUCAAAUAGGUAGACCGAAAAAAAAAAUAAUUAUAUCAAAUUGUGGAUUGUAU
Molecule: messenger RNA, 658 nt
Organism: Cotesia congregata
Lineage: Eukaryota; Metazoa; Arthropoda; Insecta; Hymenoptera; Braconidae
Source: the annotation of a GenBank genome assembly